AGGAAGAGACGAGUUUUAGCCGCCCAAAUCCCUAAUUCCGCCGCCAGGAACAGCUUCCACUCUGCAAACCAUAGGGAACAUAAUUGUUUCCAUCGUCGGCACCGGAAUCCUAGGCCUCCCUUUCGCUCUCCGGGUCGCCAGCUGGCUUGCUGGAUCGUUCGCGAUCAUCGUUGCUGGGAUUUCUACUUAUUAAUGCAUGAUUCUCCUCGUUCAAUGCAGGGAUAAAAUGGCAACCGAGGAACCCACCACGGAAACAAGAACAUGUGGCGAUCUGGUCAAAGGAGAAAUUUUACACAUAGUAUUGGUGCUAUAGGUUUUUGCCUUUAUGGUACAACUUAAAAUCGUACAUUUACGUUAUGGUACAACUUCAGAUUGUACCUAUACUUUUUGUACAAAUUCUUUUAUGGUACAACUUGAACUUGUACCUUUAUGUGAUGGUACAACUUCAAGUUGUAAAGUUGUACCAUAACAUAAUGGUACAAAUUGCUUUAUGGUACAACCUAAACUUAUACAUUUAAUGUUAUGGUACAACUUUGAGUUGUACAUUAAAACACCAAUGCUAUAUAGCAUAGUAGAAGUGCUCCUGGUGAAAGAGGAUGUCCAAAAACGUUUUUGGUGGGUAUUUUAAGUUCAGUGACAGGCAAGCAAUCUCGCCUGGUCCUGGUGGCUUGCCGUUUGCUUUAAGAAUGGCGAUUUGAGAAUGUAGAACUUGAUGAUCCAGGAGAAAGCUGAAACCGUAACGGUAAUGGCGAGUUUGGGAAGCUAAAGCGCGCCUGCAAUACCCAGAAGUGUAUCCGCGCGGGUGGGAAGCAUAUCGAUCUUGACGAUGUCGGGAAGGACACAUACCACCAUACAUUCUUUGCGAUGCUGGGGAAUUGGUCGUUUGGCGAUUAUUUUAAGAAAGAGGCAAUUGAAUGGGCUUGGGAGCUCCUAACCAAGGUGUAUGGACUUCCCGAGGAUCGUAUCUAUGCUACUUACUUCGGGGUCGAUGAGAAAGCUGGUCUAGCUCCUGAUAAUGAAGCGAGAGACAUGUGGCACGAAUUGUUGCCGCCUGGAAGAGUGCUUCCCAAGGUUGUCAAACCGGUUUAUGCAGUGUGCCGGUUUAGCAAGUGGAAUGGUUCGAUCGGUGGCACAUACCGGUUUGUGCCGGUUCAUGCCGGUCAAUAUUACUAAUAAAAUUAUAAAUACUCAUUUUAAACAUGACAUUUAACGUCAAUACCUAAACAUUUAUACUUGAAUCCAACAAAUAACAUCAAUAUUUAACAUUUAUACUCAUAAAAUAAAAAAUAAAAUAAUUUUUAACAAUUAAAGUCACUAAAUAAGGUUAUUUUACUUAGAGAUUCGUAUAUCGAUCAUGCCGGUCAUACCGGUGUUGUCACGCCAGUUUUAUGACCGGUAUAGGUUGAACCAGGUACAACCGGUGGCACGCCGGCCGGCGUGACAACCCUGGUGCUUCCAUUUGGUUGCAAGGACAAUUUUUGGGAGAUGGGUGAUACCUGUCCAUGUGGUCCUUGUACAGAAAUACAUUUCGAUAGGAUCGGUAAUCGGGAUGCAGCAUCAUUGGUGAACAACGACGAUCCCACGUGCAUUGAGAUAUGGAACCUAGUGUUUAUUCAGGGCUUAACGUGAAGCUGGUCUAUUCCAAACCCGACCGAUACAAGAAAGAGGGAGAACUUGGAACCUCUGAGCACAACCAGCAAAACCUAUCGAACUUAUAGGUGGAGACCUUCAACGAUUAAGUAAGGUGAGUGUAAAUGGGGUAAAUUCAACACCUUACGUAUUAUUUUAAGCAUUAUGAUUUUAAGUAUUUUAGCGAAUUGGUUAUCGUUGCUUGGUUAUGUGUAUGAUUGAUUAUUUGUGCUUUGCUUGAGUUAUGGUUUGAGAUGAUUUUGUGCUAUUUGAGGUGAUUUUGUUUGAGCUAUACUUGAAGUGAAUGUUUUUAGUUACUUUGAAAUUUUCACGAGUAUAAGUUAUUAUUAAAGAGUAAGAAACGAGUUCUUUUAAAGAGGCAACUCACCUCAAGAAGGUGAAGUUGUUUUAAGUGUUUUUAGUCGCUAGCGCCAGUCCGUUGCCUUUUGAGAUUUUCAGAUAGAGCAACAAUUAUGCUCUUGAGAUCUUUGAGACAGAGCAGCAGUUAUGCUCUUGAGACUUUUAAGAUGGGCAGCAGUUAUGCCCUUGAGAAUCGUGGUGAAGAGCCACCACGACAAGUUUAAGAUGUUAGGGGGAUGAAUCGUUACGACUUCCCUAACUAAGUUUAAGUUUAAGGAAAGCCUGAAUGGCUUCUCAUACGUAUGAGUUGGCAACUGGACUAGCUAGUGAGGGAUACCCGUGUCAGUCAAGUAUUUAAGUCAAGAUUUGAGCUUUAAGAGAGGAGAGUAACUUCAACUCCCUCGAAUUAUAAGAGUUAAGAUUUUAAGGUUGGAAGUACAAACAACUUCCACUAGUCAAAGUUAAUUGUUUAAGUAAAGUACUCAAGUAUUACAAUUAUUAAAACGUAAGGGCGUAGACUGACCCCAACUCACUCACCAGUUUGAGGAGCUAGAGGAGCAGUAGUGAGCAGCGAGUUCGAGGGCAGCUAGCUAUAGGAGAGCAGUAUAAGCAUCACGGAGGAUGCUUGGUCAAGGUUUUCAGUAGCAACAACUUUAGAGAUUAUUAGUUAUUUACAUUUAUGAUUAUGAGUACAGACUGGAGGUUAUUUUGAGAUUUUUAGUAUUGAGUUUGCCCACUUGUUAGGGCUUUCCUUUGAACUACAAGAGUGUGUUUUCAGUAUUUUAUUAUGAAAUUUCUCCCGCUGCAAUUUAAGCUUUGGUUAUUUUAUUUUUCAAGGGCAUUUUAGUAAAAGUAGUACCCGGCCGGAUUAGGCUGUUUCAUUAAAUCUCAGGCUAGAGAUGAAAUUGUUAAGAUAGUGUGGUUGAGAAUGAUGUUUUUUGUAUUUGUUCCAACCAUAUCACUAAGAUUUUAUAUUUGUUAUUUUUUAUAUGAAAAUCAAAGGAUAAAAAUGUC
Molecule: messenger RNA, 3003 nt
Organism: Linum trigynum
Lineage: Eukaryota; Viridiplantae; Streptophyta; Magnoliopsida; Malpighiales; Linaceae
Source: the annotation of a GenBank genome assembly